GCGUUUGAUAACAAAGAUCACACCACACAGAUUAGCGAUACCACCAUAUUCAGCAACAAUGGAGAUGUUCUAUUUCCUUGUGUUCGGUGGAUUGGGUGCAGUGGUUGCUGCAGUGGAGCUUAGCAAAACUAACAAAGAUAGAAUCAAUACCACUACCGCUUUCAAUUCUUUCAAGAACAAUUACCUCGUCGUCUACUCUCUUAUGAUGGCUGGGGACUGGUUGCAGGGUCCUUAUGUCUACUUCCUUUAUAGUCAAUAUGGAUAUGGCAAAGGGGAGAUUGGACAACUUUUUAUAGCUGGUUUUGGAUCCUCCAUGUUGUUUGGGACAAUCGUUGGAUCUCUAGCGGACAAACAAGGUCGAAGGAGAGCUUGUGUUACUUAUUGCAUAACAUACAUACUGAGUUGCAUCACUAAGCAUUCACCUCAAUACAAAGUUCUGAUGAUAGGUCGUAUUUUGGGAGGUAUUGCUACUUCUCUCCUAUUUUCAGCAUUUGAGUCAUGGCUUGUUGCUGAGCACAACAAGAGGGGCUUUGAGCAACAGUGGCUGUCAAUAACAUUCUCAAAGGCAAUAUUUCUUGGCAAUGGUCUUGUUGCUAUUGUCUCUGGAUUGUUUGGCAAUUUACUUGUUGAUACAUUUGCUCUUGGUCCUGUGGCCCCCUUUGAUGCUGCUGCAUGCUUUCUUGCAAUUGGGAUGGCCAUUAUUUUAUCUUCAUGGACUGAAAAUUAUGGAGAUACUUCCGAGAACAAGGACUUGCUCACCCAAUUCAGAUCUGCUGCUGUGGCAAUUGCUUCGGAUGAAAAAAUUGCUUUGCUGGGUGCUAUCCAGUCCCUAUUCGAAGGUUCAAUGUAUACCUUUGUCUUCCUCUGGACUCCUGCUCUAAGCCCAAACAAUGAGGACAUUCCCCAUGGCUUUAUUUUUGCAACUUUCAUGUUAGCUUCAAUGUUGGGCAGUUCCCUUGCAUCUAGAUUGCUGGCUCGCUCAACACUCAGGGUUGAGAGCUACAUGCAGAUUGUUUUUCUAGUGUCUUCUGUCUCCCUUAUGCUUCCAAUUAUUACCAGUCUUCUGGUUACACCCUCCAAGGUAAGAGGUGGAAGCAUCUCAUUUUCUGGCUGUAUUCAGCUUCUUGGCUUCUGUACCUUUGAGGCUUGUGUAGGUCUAUUUUGGCCAUCCAUUAUGAAGAUGAGGUCUCAGUACAUUCCUGAGGAGGCGAGAAGCACCAUCAUGAACUUCUUUCGCAUUCCUCUCAAUCUCUUUGUGUGCGUCGUGCUGUAUAAUGUUGAUGCAUUUCCCAUUACUGUUAUGUUUGGUAUGUGCUCGAUUUUCCUCUUUGUGGCAUCAGUCUUGCAGAGGCGACUGAUGGUGAUCGCAGACAAAUCAAGGCCACAAGAAUGGUCAUUAAAGGAAAGGGACAAUGAGGCAGAGCCAUUGAACAUUUGAUUGAUGUUGAGUUAAUUCAUGAUAAUUCGCCAUCAUUGCUGUUAGGUUGAAAACAACCAAUUGAUUCAUUCCAUACACUGUUGAAGCUUCUGUUUGAUUGAGUUGUAUUAAAUUUACAGGUGAGGAUUCAAAUGUAUAAGAAAAUUAGUGGUGUGCUCAGCAGAGUGAAGGAAAAUUAGUGGUCACAAUUGGGCUUUUAUAAGAAAAUUAGUGCAUCAGAUAAUCUUUUAACGAUUAUAGUAAGAUAUUAAGUGCCUACUUCUGUAAUUCAGAUGAUAUUCUUUUUCAAAACUGGGUUUAUAAUUUGUACUGAAAUAGCUAUACUUUCUUCUA
Molecule: messenger RNA, 1771 nt
Organism: Mangifera indica (mango)
Lineage: Eukaryota; Viridiplantae; Streptophyta; Magnoliopsida; Sapindales; Anacardiaceae
Product: molybdate-anion transporter
Exons: 8
Coding region: 59-1438 (459 amino acids)
Biological process (GO): molybdate ion transport
Cellular component (GO): membrane
Molecular function (GO): molybdate ion transmembrane transporter activity
Source: RefSeq, a predicted model, not a curated record